Penaeus indicus is the source of this 836-nucleotide messenger RNA. RefSeq names its product L-xylulose reductase-like. Bases 63 to 794 code for a protein of 243 amino acids. The transcript has a single exon. NCBI's taxonomy places the organism in Eukaryota, Metazoa, Arthropoda, Malacostraca, Decapoda, Penaeidae. Gene Ontology annotation, molecular function: carbonyl reductase (NADPH) activity; L-xylulose reductase (NADPH) activity. The record is from RefSeq and is a predicted model, not a curated record. Gene Ontology annotation, biological process: xylulose metabolic process; glucose metabolic process.
GCGGCGGCGGCGGGUAGUCGGCCUCGAGUCGGAGGAAGGGAAGCAGGCGAACUAUUACAGUGAUGGGCAAGUUUUCGGGUCGGCGAGCACUAGUGACUGGUGCGGGGUCGGGCAUUGGGCGUGCCACGGCCUUGAAACUAGCAGAGAUGGGCGCUGAGGUAUUCGCGUUGAGUAAAACGGCCGAAAACCUGGAAUCUUUGCGCGCUGAAUGCCCUGACAUCAAGCCGGUUUGUGUUGACUUAUCUGACUGGACAAGCACGCGGGAUGCCGUACAGAAGAUAGUGCCCAUCCAUCUGCUUGUCAACAAUGCAGCCGUAGCUGCUCUGGAGCCUUUCCUGACAACAUCACAAGAAACACUCGACAGACUGAUGAAUGUAAACGUGAAAGCUAUGAUGAACGUGUCCCAGGUCGUGGCUGGGGACCUUGUGAGCCGCGAGGGACGCGGUUCAAUAGUCAACGUGUCUUCCCAAGCAGGCCAGCGCCCCAUCGUCGACCACACUGCCUACUGUUGCAGUAAAGCCACCGUUGACAUGAUGACCAAAAUGAUGGCACUGGAGUUGGGUCCCAAGCGAAUCCGAGUGAAUGCCGUCUCCCCCACAGUCGUUAUGACAGCCAUGGGGCGCCUGGGCUGGUCCGACCCGGCCAAGGCAGGGCCGAUGCUUGCUCGCAUACCGCAGGGCAGGUUUGCUGAAGUAGAUGAUGUAGUGAAUGCUAUAACGUACCUUCUAGGAGACGAAAGCGACAUGGUAAACGGACACAUGCUACCAGUCGAUGGCGGUUUCUUGGCAGUGUAAUAUAAAUAAAUAUAUCUUCGAAAAUAAAUUGUAAAGAACACA